Molecule: messenger RNA, 1593 nt
Organism: Poeciliopsis prolifica (blackstripe livebearer)
Lineage: Eukaryota; Metazoa; Chordata; Actinopteri; Cyprinodontiformes; Poeciliidae
Product: zinc-binding protein A33-like
Exons: 1
Coding region: 119-1525 (468 amino acids)
Molecular function (GO): zinc ion binding; protein binding
Source: RefSeq, a predicted model, not a curated record
CGAGACGCCAUUACAGGGUGGAGAUCUGAGCUGAAAGACGAAGGUUUACUGGAACUUAAAGAAAAGCUGCAGAAACUUUGACCUGGUGAUUUCUGGUUCUGGAGGAUUUCUGUAGAAAAUGGCAGAAAACACGGCUCUGUUGGAACGUUUCCUGAACUGCAAUGUUUGUUCAGAGACGUUCAGAGAUCCUGUGUCUCUGAGCUGCAACCACAGCUUCUGUUCAAGCUGCCUGCAGAAAUUCUGGGAACAAACUGGAAACAAGAAUUGUCCCAUCUGCAAAAGGAAAUCUUCUAAGGACUUUCCAUAUGUUAACUUCUCUCUGAAGGAACUGGCUGAUUCUUUCACUGGAAGACAGAAAUCUGGAUCCUCAGAGACAGAAACAGGAGGAAAGCAGCUGAUGGUCUGCAGUAAACACCAAGAAGACACUAAACUGUUCUGUGAAGACGAGCAGAGAGCUGUGUGUCCUGUCUGUGACUUUUUUCUCCACCAGAGUCACAAAGUGGUUCCUAUUGAACAAGCAGUCAGAGAUCUGAAGCAGCAGCUGAAAUCGGACUUAGAGUCUCUGCAGGACAAGAGGAACAAACACAAACAGGUGGAGAAAACAUACGAUGAUGUGAUUCAACACUCCAAGAAGCAGCUGCUGUCCACAGAGAGACAGAUCAGAGCAGAGUUCAACAAGCUCCACCAGUUCCUGAGAGAGGAAGAGGAGUCCAGACUGGCAGCUCUGAGGGAGGAAGAGGAGCAGAAGAGGAAGACUAUCAGCAGAGAGAUGAAGAGGAUUGAGGAGCAGAUCUCCUCUCUGUCAGACAGCAUCUCUGCUGUUGAAGAAGAGCUGCAGAAAGACAACGUGUCGUUCCUCAGCAGUUAUAAAGACACUCAGAGCAGAGCCAGAGGUCAGAGGUCACUGCCAGACCCACAGGUAGUCCCAGGAGCUCUUAUAGAUGUGGCCAAACACCUGGGCAACCUGUCCUUCAUAGUCUGGGAGAAGAUGAAGGACAAGGUGAAGUUCAGUCCCGUCAUUCUGGACCCAAACACUGCAAAUGGAUGGAUGCACCUGUCUGAUGAUCUGACCAGGGUGAGUCAUGGAAACACAGAGCAGCAGCUUCCCGAUAAUCCAGAGAGAAACACUAAAUAUAACAAUGUUUUUGGUUCUGAGGGCUUCAGCUCAGGGAAACACAGCUGGGAGGUGGAGGUGGGAGAUCAUCCUGGCUGGAUAGUCGGUUUAGCUAAAGAGUCUGUUGACAGGAAGGGAAAGAUACUUGUUUCACCAAAAUAUGGAAUCUGGUGUUUAUGGCAUCGUGAUGGAAAAUACACCAACAGUGAUGGUAAAACUCUGAAAGUGAUGAAGAGUCUCCAGAGGAUCAGAGUCCAGCUGGACUAUGAUGCAGGGGAGGUUUCGUUCUACGACUGUGAAGAAAAGAGUCACAUCUACACUCACAAAGACACUUUCACUGAGAAACUCUUUGCUUAUUUUAAUGUUGGAAAAUCUGCUGAUGCCAAAACAUCUGAGAUCAAAAUCUGUUAACCUGAUAUUUCUGUUUAAAGUUCAAACUUUUCUGUUUUAAUUCCUGAGUCAUUUUGCAUUUUUAAUCA